AUGACGGAAAACGGAACUCAAAUAAAUAAAACGGAUUAUGAUUCUAUGACACCAGAAGAACAAAAAGAACACGACAGACUUCUUAGGGAAAAAGAGGAAGCUGAACAAGCGGCAUUACCAUAUAAAUGGAAACAAACAUUACAAGAAGUUGAUAUAACAAUUCCUGUUCCCAAGGGAACUCGUGGUCGAGAUGUGAUAGUUACUAUCAAAAAGAAAAAUUUAUUAGUAGGAUUAAAAGGUCAACCACCUAUCAUUGAGGGUGAAUUAUGUAAAGAAGUUAAACAAGAAGAAUCUACUUGGACUAUAGAGGAUCAAAAAGAAAUUUACAUUCAAUUAGAAAAAACGAAUAAACAAGAAUGGUGGAAAAAUGUAAUUACUACUCAUCCACCUAUUGAUACCACAAAAAUUCAACCUGAAAAUUCUAAAUUAAGCGAUUUGGAUGGUGAAACUAGAUCCAUGGUUGAAAAAAUGAUGCAAAUGGGUAAAAAGACAUCCGAAGAACUUCAAAAAGAACAAUUGUUAAAAAAUUUUGCGGCUCAACAUCCCGAACUUGAUUUAUCCAAUGCCAAAAUUUCUUAA
Molecule: messenger RNA, 579 nt
Organism: Diversispora eburnea
Lineage: Eukaryota; Fungi; Glomeromycota; Glomeromycetes; Diversisporales; Diversisporaceae
Source: the annotation of a GenBank genome assembly